Molecule: messenger RNA, 1092 nt
Organism: Oppiella nova
Lineage: Eukaryota; Metazoa; Arthropoda; Arachnida; Sarcoptiformes; Oppiidae
Source: the annotation of a GenBank genome assembly
CGCUUUAAUCACAUCCGGAACUGUUGUGUCUUCAGUUAUAUUCGCACGCGAUUUGCAAAACUACUAAAACUGGACAGUGAAGAUCUUCCGGCAGCCAUUGGUUUCGACAUUCAGGAGACCUCUAACUUACCGCAAACUAAGGACGGGCAUCUGCCAAAUGAUAUCAAAGAUUUCAUUCACGGCUUUUUUGAAGCAUUUUAUAAGAUAUACGACUCGGACGACAGGCAGGGCUUACUGCAGGCCUAUCACGACCAGGCGUUGUUCUCGUUGAGUAUCUCACGUCAAGACAAUAGUAGUCACAGGUUUGCCGAGAAACAGAUCCAAGAGUCGAGAAAUCUGUUGCGCGUCAAAGACAUCGCCCAUCGGAACAAACUGUUGAAAAGCGGCAAAAUCCAGAUCGUGUCGGCGCUGUGCGAUAUGCCGCUCACCCGACACGAGGCCGACUCCUUCCAGAUAGACGUGCCCUUCUGUAACAACGCGUUUGUGUUGGUUGUGGUGAACGGCGUCUACCGCGAGCUCAUCAAAAAGGCUCAGCCAUUGCGCGCCUUCUGUCGCACAUUCUAUAUCGUUCCGCAGGGCUCGGGCUUUGUUAUAGUGAACGACCUACUGGUGCUCACCAACGCCACCGUCGCUCAGAUUCAAAAGUACGGCAAAACUGUGGCUUCAGUGGGCGCUUCCGAUAAAGCGAUGUCCGAUACCAUAGAGUCGACCACUAAAUGGAAAGGCGGUCCCGGAGUGGGAGUGAGCGGUGGGGCACACGCUCUGACGUCGCCUACUAUUAACGUUAACGAGGAUGUGAUCCAGAGGUUUAUGGCGUUGACUCAUAUGAACCGUUCGUUUGCCACACAAUGUCUCGAAGAAAACGGCUUUAAUAUCGAUAAGGCGUUUGAAGUCUAUAUGGGCCUUAAGGCCCAGAAUGCCAUUCCCAGCGAAGCCUUUGUUCAUUAACGCCAAAAAGUUGUGACCAUUUUUUUAAAAGUAAAAUCAUCAUUGUAUUUUUCAGUACAUUGUCUGUGUUUUAAGUUAAAGCAAAACUUAUUUUUUGUUUAUUCAUCCGAUGUUUUGAAUCGUAAACUCAAACACUGUUUUUUG